AUGGUCUUGAUCUCGACAAUCACGUUAAUCCUCGCGGCAGCAUUGCAUGCGCGAGCGGCAGAUCAAGCCGCAGCAAAGGGAGGCGGAGGCAAUCUCGAUCCCAAGUCCACAGCGAGCAUCAAAUCAAUUUUCAGUUCAUUCGAAACAACACAUCCCAGCGGCAACGCACGCAUCAAACCCGAGGCCGUGACCGCGUGCUGCGGCGAAGGGUGUGCCAUCGGGCUCUGCAACGGACGAGUCGCGAACAGCAAUCCCACCCUCGCAGCAUUCAACGAGGGCACCCAGGUCCGACUCGACCUCGCACCGACGGCGACGGCGUGUUGCUCGCGCUCGUGCCCCGACGGCCACUGUCGACAACACGACGCCGUGCCGGUAUACCACCCGGGCGGCGUGCAGGGUGGCUUCCCAGGACGGCCUGGCCGCCCAGGCCUCCCUGGACCACUGUUCCCCGGACGACCCGAAUCGUCGUGCCACGGUGGCUGCGGCCGCGAAUGCGGCAUCGCGUGUCCCUGCGUAUGUGCGCGAAUCAUCGCGACGUCCAUCACCGUCGACCGGGCAUCACUGACCGCGACGACAACCACGACCAUCACGGGCAAAGCACCUUCCACAGCGACCACGCAAGGCUCCGCCCCCGUCGUCAAAGAAGCCGACUCCGCCAGCGGCAGUCAACAGCUCGACUUCGAACUGACGGCGUACUUCCACACGAGCGAGCUCGCGGGGCAGAACCAAGACGUGCUGCCGAUCGUGGUGGAGACGCAGGCCAAAGAGCCGGUGACGCUGCUCGCCGACAUCGACCUGGCGCUGAGCGAGAACUACAUGUCGAGCUUCUUCGUCGCGGCGCUGAACCUGUCGUCCGCGACGACGCCGCUACCCGCGACAGGCGAGCAGGCCCAACAACAGCCCGUCGCCCUCGGCGUCGACGCCUUCCUCGUGACCCCGUACGCGAGCCUCGCCCUCACGCUGCUCGCGGGCCCGACCGACGCCCUCAAGACGUAUCCCGACGUGCGCUUCAACGUCUUUGACUUGCCCGUCGACGACUUGCGCGGCAAGUGGGAGCCCGAGGUCUUCCUCGGUGUCACCUUCCUCAGGCAGGCCAGGGCCCUCGCGCUCGCAAAGGACUUUGCCGGCCAAGGCGCCGUCGCCGGCGUGCCGCUGCUGGCCAGGGAUGUCGUGGUUUCCGAUGCCGCUGGUGCUGGUGCUGGUGCGGCGGAGCGGGUCGUUCGGGAUGAGUUGUAG
This is a messenger RNA of Exophiala bonariae, 1236 nucleotides long. RefSeq lists its product as uncharacterized. Bases 1 to 1236 code for a protein of 411 amino acids. The record is from RefSeq and is a predicted model, not a curated record. NCBI's taxonomy places the organism in Eukaryota, Fungi, Ascomycota, Eurotiomycetes, Chaetothyriales, Herpotrichiellaceae. The transcript has a single exon.